Saccoglossus kowalevskii is the source of this 454-nucleotide messenger RNA. RefSeq names its product WD repeat-containing protein 37-like. The record is from RefSeq and is a predicted model, not a curated record. Gene Ontology annotation, molecular function: protein binding. NCBI's taxonomy places the organism in Eukaryota, Metazoa, Hemichordata, Enteropneusta, Harrimaniidae.
AUGACUCGCUGUCUUAAUUGUAUCAUACUAAAAAAAAAGUACUCCAUAUACGACAGCAUAAAAACUACGGUCACGUACCAACAAACAGUAAACACCAUCAUCUCUUAUGACGAAAGCCCCAAAAAUGAACGGUUCACAGGGACGAGUCAGCUGUCUCAUAAGCUAAAAACUACGUAUAAAGCGUCAACGAGUAAAAUCGUGUCAAGUUUUAAGACAGGCACUAGUGGAUCAAGUUCAAUGUGUCAGAUCAUUAGAGCAUUUCGUGGACAUAGAGAUGGGGUAUGGGAAGUGUGUGCAUCUAAAUCGGGUCAACCCGUGCUUGGUACAGCCUCUGCAGAUAGAACAGCUCGGUUAUGGCACAUAGCAACUGGUGCAUGUGUAUUACAAUAUCUGGGUCAUUCCGGCUCUGUCAAUUCCAUUAGAUUUCACCCAAAUGAGUAUUUGGCUGUGACAG